AUGCAAAUCUCCAAAUUGCUAUCUUCUGUCCCCCAAGAUAUGGAGUCUACGCCAUACUUCGAGAACAUCGCUCCAAAAUUGCUAGCCUUGAUUGACAGCGAUGAGCCUGAUCUCAGACGGACCGCAGCAUAUGUGGUAGGCAGCGGGAUUUUGGGGAAAAGGGCAUACGGUGCACCAGGCACGAUAGGGCAUUCUAUCUUCGUAGAGCCUUUAUUCAAGGCAAUUACUGCAACGAUUGAUCCAAAUUCCGGGAAAUGGCUUAAGUCAUUCAACCCCGUAAGCCAGGCCGCGGCGCAACCAACUCCACAAACUAUUCCGAAGGAUGUCUUGGUCGAUGAGCCAACACUUCUAUUGGCUCUCGAAAGACUGAGCGUCAUAGCCCUGCAACAUCCUAACCCAGGACUCGUCAAACGAUUGGUGCAGCCGAUAUUACUUCCAUUGUGGGGAUUAACGUGUUGUACUCAGGCCCAGAAGGGUAAAGGGGCCUGGCAUGAAAGAAGUUGGGCACUGUUGCAGACAUUUUUCACUUUAUCACCAGGAUUCCCGCCUUUUCUGAAACUGGCAGACAAUCUUCUCUGGGAUGGAGGUGCCAAUUGGACGUUUCAGGAAAGCCAAGAUGGCGGCGUGACUAUUGUCAAACGUAGCAAUUCCGACGUCGAUAUAGUUCGAAUGUUGGAUACACUCGACUCGCGUGCAGACAAUUUCUCCAAGCUGCUUGGCUGUGAUCCUCAAAGCGAGGACCGGACAGCAGACGUUUUCCUGCAUGUCAGCGAGAGGUGGCUUGUCGAUACAUCAAGACAAACACCGAUGGCUCCAACGCUCCUAGAUAAGUUAAACUACGACCCUAGUACAGAUUCAAACGCCAUCGUGGCAAAAGUUGUCAGUGCCAAAAUAGCAGAAAGACUUCUCAGUGAUUUCAAGGAUACUCUAUCCAGACGCCCGUUGAAAAUCCUAGAACUUGCACAGCACAUUAUUGAAAGCGAGCUGAAAGCAGUGGAUGAGAGGGAACGGAGAAGAAAAGCACGCGAGAGAGGACGAGCGUCUCUAGAGUCUCUAGCCAAUAUUGCAAGACCGGUUGAGAACGAAACCACUGCGCACGACGAUCAACAGAAUACAUCGGAAACAUUAUCAACCACUUUCAGUCUUCUAUCUACAAUUUUAGCCUCCCCCGAGUUUCCCAUGACACAGACACUUCUCCCAAAGCUUGACGAAAUCAAGUCACAGUUAGAUAAACUACGACCUAACCUUCCACCCGCUCUAUCCAACCCAGCUUUUACCGCCUCAAUGCUGCUCGAAAUUCAGAUCAAAUCACCCGACGGCACGCAACAAACAGAUGAGUUGAAAUCCCCACAAGCUGCAGAUCUCGAGACGCACCGACAAGCCUUGAAGGAUAUUACAUCUCCCCUUCCACCAGUGCAAGCGGAGGGACUUUCGCUACUUUCGAAACUGAUAUCUAACUCCUCGCCUGUACUCGACAUACCAUCCACCAUGACGCUGCUACUGUCGAUUAUACUUGGACAGAGCUCGGAGACUGCUGCAAAUGAAGAGUUUAUUUAUCUGAAUGCAAUAAAACUCAUAGGCCAAUUAGCAUCAAACCACCCGCGCACCGUUGUGAAAACGCUUGUCGAUCAAUACGCCGAUAGAAACGAAGAAAGGACAUUGGACCAACGACUGAAAAUCGGCGAGUCAUUACUCCGAACAGUGGAAGAUCUAGGAGAAGCGCUGACUGGUGAGGUCAUGCGUAUUAUUGGGGAAAGCAUGAUAGCCGUGGCUGGACGACGCGGGAAUAAACCCGAAACCCAGAAAGCUCGGAGGGAGCAGGUCGAAAAAGAGAAAAGGGACAACGAGCGCAAAGAAAGAGAGAAAGGUAUCAAUCUGCCGUCUGGCUGGAAAGUCUCAUCGCCGGCAUUGCCUGAUACAGAAGAAAUCGAUACAUUGCUUCCUAACAACGAGGACCCUGAUGCCGAAACCCCGGAACAAGCGGCUAUUUCGGCCAACAUCCUAUCCGCCUGGGCUGCUGGUGCCGCGUCAGACGUUGAGCCAGAUGAUAUCCGAGUCAGGGCUUCAGCAAUAUCCAUAUUAGCAAGCGCUAUCCAAACGAACUUGGCCGGCUUGGGUCCUUCUCUAGCAUCUUCCGCUGUUGAUCUUGCUCUCUCGACCUUGAGGCUCGAGAAGAGUCCUGAAAGCGCCAUCUUACGUCGCGCCAGCGCCGUUCUUCUACUCGACCUUGUCAAAGCUAUGGACUCGGAACUGCAGAGUGGCUCAAAGAAAAUUGGGUUUGGCUUCUCUCUGAUAGCAGAUUCUUCAGGUGACUCCAUUUCCUCACGCGGCCCUACGACAAUCGGCAGCAUUCCGACUACAUUAAACACGUUGUCCUAUGUGGAUAGCCAGGAGACAGAUGCUCUUGUACGGGGGCAUAUCAGAGUGUUGAUGGAGAAUCUCGAGACGUGGAUGGAGAAGUCCCUGUUAUGGGGCAUUAAUGCGCAGUCAUCGAUGUUAAGCGACGAUGAACCAAGACUGCAACUUGGUGAUAGGAUUGCUGGAUUGGAUCUUAACCCAUUGGCUACGCGCAGUUCUACAAACCGGCCAAGAAUAGAAGAGAUUGAGUGA
This is a messenger RNA of Talaromyces atroroseus, 2610 nucleotides long. RefSeq lists its product as hypothetical. Lineage: Eukaryota; Fungi; Ascomycota; Eurotiomycetes; Eurotiales; Trichocomaceae. Bases 1 to 2610 code for a protein of 869 amino acids. Gene Ontology annotation, biological process: protein secretion. The transcript has a single exon. The record is from RefSeq and is a predicted model, not a curated record.